CCACAAAGACUACAAUCUCAUCUCCAACUCACCCGGCUUAUCUCAAAUCGCCCUGUCUUAUUUCCUACUCAUUUUUUUCAUUCACUCAUCCCAUUCCCCCUCCAGCAGCAGCAUCCAUGGCAGCAGCAGCAGCAGCAACAACGACGACAGCGACCACCACCACCACCACCACCACCACCCCCCAGCAACCGGCGCCGAAGAUGCCGCCCCCGGCCUUCGACCUCACCUACCCGCCCUCCCUCGAGCCCUACAACACGCCCGCGCACGCCUGGCUCGCCGCCAACGCCAAGUCGUGGGACGGCCUCGCGACGAGCGCCCUCGUCUUCGACCGCCGCGGCCGCGUCCUCCUGGUCCAGCGCGCCGCGCACGACAGCAUGCCGCUGCGCUGGGAGACCCCCGGCGGCCGCGCCGACGACGACGACGCGAGUCUGCUGGUCGCCUGCGCGCGCGAGCUCUGGGAGGAGGCCGGGCUCGAGGCCGUCGAGGUCGUGCGCGUCGUCAGCGAGGGCGCCGCGAGGGAGCCCGGCAGCCUCUUCACGAACCGCACGGGGACGGCCGUGUAUUGCCGCUUCGCGUUCGAGGUCCGGGUGAGAGAGACCGGGGACGGGGCCGUGGACGGGGACGGAGACGAGCUGGAGGUGAGGAUCGACCCGGAUGAGCACGCCGACUACGUCUGGGCUUCGGAGGAGGAGGUCCGGAGAGAAAGGGUCGGGGACAAGGAGAUCCCGAUCACGAACGGGCAGAUGGCGAGGCUGAUUCUUGACGGGUUCUGGAGGAGGAGGGAGGAGCCUGUAGAAGACAAGAGGGAGGUCGUCCAAGGGUAAG
Colletotrichum destructivum is the source of this 825-nucleotide messenger RNA. RefSeq names its product Putative NUDIX hydrolase domain-containing protein. The transcript has a single exon. Gene Ontology annotation, molecular function: NADH pyrophosphatase activity. Gene Ontology annotation, biological process: NADP+ catabolic process; NAD+ catabolic process. NCBI's taxonomy places the organism in Eukaryota, Fungi, Ascomycota, Sordariomycetes, Glomerellales, Glomerellaceae. The record is from RefSeq and is a predicted model, not a curated record. The coding region runs from base 117 to 824 and encodes 235 amino acids. Gene Ontology annotation, cellular component: peroxisome; cytosol.